AUGGGUUCAUUUUCGAUAUUGUGUAUUUUAAGUUUGAUACUCAUUGUGAGUUGCAGUAACAUUACAAGCGCCCAAGACUCACCAGUCGAUUAUCUGAAACCGCACAACGCAGCAAGAUCAGCUAUUGAAGGUCUUAACAUUCCAAAUCUUGUUUGGGAUGAAAAAAUUGCAGCUUUCGCACAAAACUAUGCCAAUCAACGCAAGGAUUGUAAAGUGAUUCCCUCGGAUGGUAAUGGUGGACACUACGGUGAGAAUCUUGCCAUUAGCAAUGGCUACAUAAGUGGUGCAGAAGCAGUGAAAUUGUGGGUGGAUGAGCAACCUCACUUUGAUCAAUAUCAUAACAAAUGCAUUAAUGGUGAAUGUCUUCAUUAUACUCAGGUGAUUUGGAAUGAUUCAUUACGUGUUGGAUGUGGCAAAGUAAAAUGUGAUAAUGGAGGCACAUUUAUUACUUGCAAUUAUUAUCCUCCUGGCAAUAUUCCAGGCCAAGAUCCAUUCUAAGUGCUUCAUUAUUUAAUCAUAAUUUGUUUAUGACUCAUGUAUUGUGUUGUAAUGUUUCUAAAUUAUAAAAUAAUAUUCACGUGACUCACAUUUGUACUAUUUUAUUAGUGAAUUCAGGUUGUCAAACUUUCCAUGAUAAAAAUCAAAUGGUUCAUAUUUAA
Messenger RNA from Lathyrus oleraceus (garden pea), 659 nucleotides. RefSeq names its product pathogenesis-related protein 1-like. The transcript has a single exon. The coding region runs from base 1 to 498 and encodes 165 amino acids. The record is from RefSeq and is a predicted model, not a curated record. Gene Ontology annotation, cellular component: extracellular region. Lineage: Eukaryota; Viridiplantae; Streptophyta; Magnoliopsida; Fabales; Fabaceae.